This is a messenger RNA of Colletotrichum chrysophilum, 885 nucleotides long. RefSeq lists its product as uncharacterized. The record is from RefSeq and is a predicted model, not a curated record. Gene Ontology annotation, cellular component: membrane; cytoplasm. Bases 1 to 885 code for a protein of 294 amino acids. Lineage: Eukaryota; Fungi; Ascomycota; Sordariomycetes; Glomerellales; Glomerellaceae. The transcript is spliced from 3 exons.
AUGUCCGUCAAGUUCGAGAAGGAGACGAAAGAGACGCUGCAAAAGGCCGUCGACAAGGUCCAAGACACCUUCCACCCCGAGAAGCCUCUGCCCGGCACCAGCGGAAAGCAUCCCAUCUCUGAGGCCAUCGGCACUGCCAUCACCGGAGGCAAGAAGAAUGCAGGCUCCAAAGGCUACCUCGCGGCCUACAUCAAGCAGCUCGAGGAGAACCCGCUGCGAACCAAGAUGCUCACGGCUGGAACCCUAGCUGGCGCCCAGGAGCUGCUCGCGUCCUUCCUCGCCAAGGACCGCAACAAGCAUGGCAACUACUUCACUUCGCGCGUGCCCAAGAUGGCCGCCUACGGCGCCAUCGUCAGCGCGCCUCUCGGCCACUUCCUCAUCUGGGCCCUGCAGAAGACCUUUGCCGGCCGCACCAGCUUGCGCGCCAAGGUCCUGCAGAUCAUUGUCAGCAACUUGAUUAUUGCGCCCAUUCAGAACUCCGUCUACCUGGUCGCCAUGGCCCUGAUUGCCGGCGCCAAGACGUACCACCAGGUCCGCGCAACUGUGAAGGUCGGCUUCUGGAAGGUCAUGAAGGUCAGCUGGAUUACUUCUCCCCUGUGCCUGGCCUUUGCCCAGAAGUUCCUCCCGGAUCAACUCUGGGUUCCCUUCUUCAACCUGGUUGCCUUCAUCAUCGGCACCUACAUCAACACCACCACCAAGAAGAAGCGCCUCGCGGCUCUCCGCAAGAAGCACUUCGGUGACGGUCGCUCCGACGGUCGCUCCCCGUCGAUGGGAGGUCGCCCGGAGGACUACCCCCCUCCUCACGGCGGACCUCACGGACCCCACGGAGGGCCUCACGGAGGCCCUCACCCCGGUCCCAUGGGUGGCCCCAACCCUCCUUACUAA